Molecule: messenger RNA, 1191 nt
Organism: Cryptosporidium muris RN66
Lineage: Eukaryota; Apicomplexa; Conoidasida; Eucoccidiorida; Cryptosporidiidae
Exons: 1
Coding region: 1-1191 (396 amino acids)
Source: RefSeq, a predicted model, not a curated record
AUGGACUUGAAUACAUAUUUAUUAGAUAUCUUUAAUAUUAAUAAAUGUGAAAUUUUAAGUAACAUUCAAAAUAAUAGUAAUUUGACUAUAAAUAGAAUAACUGAAGAUAUAUAUAAUAAGAUCAAUAAUGUUAGAACUUCUGAAGAAAUAAAUAUUAAAAAUAAUAAUAGUUCUAAUAGAAUUAUACAAAUAGUUGAAGUAAAUAAUAUACAAAGUGGAAAUAAUAAAUUGGAUAAUUUAAGUAAAAUAGAAUAUGUUAUUAAUAAAUUAAAUAAUUCUAACUAUAAAAUAGAGAAUAUUGAUAAAAAAUUAGGAGAUGAUAAUAUGGAAUUUGAAAAUAUAUUAAUAGAAUCAAAUAUUAAAGAUCAAAAUAUAGAAUUAUAUACUAAUAAAUUGAAAGAUAAUAAAAAAAUUAAUGAUAUUAAACAAUUAGAAAAUAAAACAAGGGAUAUACAAAUUGCUUUGGAUGAAGUAGGAAAUUUAAAAAAAUUAGAAAUUCUUUCAGAUAAUGAAGAUCCUAUAAAAUUAUCAAUUCUCCCAAUAUAUGUAACAAGUUCUAUAUAUUAUAGUUUAUAUAAAUUACUACAACAAUUUAAUAAAUACAAAUUAUAUCAAAUUUAUAUUUAUUUAUUAUAUAAGAAAAUAUUUAAUUUAGAUAUAUAUAAAUUAUUACAAUCAUAUAUAAUAUCUGAUUAUCAAUAUAUAUAUAUAUUAUUAAAUAUAUAUAAUAAAUUAUAUAUGAAAAUUUCAAAAUGGAUUUAUUCAAUAUAUUAUUUAUUAUUAAAUUUACCAAUAAUUGUAUCAAAUCCAUCAAGUAAUUCUAUAUCAGGUAUUAAAAUAUGGAUGUUAUCAUUAUUUAUUACAUUUUUUAUUUUCAUUACAAAAUAUAUAUUUAUAAAUAAUAAGAAAACUAUUAAAACUUGUCCUUGGGAAUGUACCGAGAAAAAACUUAGAAAUCUCAGAAAUAUUCUUGAGAAGAAUUUCUUACAAAAUGAACAAAAAUUAAUAUAUGGAAAAGAUUCUUAUUCUGUAUGUGAAUAUAUUAAUAAUGAAAAUCUACUUGAAAAUUCUAAUAUUGGAGAUACUAAUUUAGAAGAUAUAAUAAUACGUUUAAAUGAAUGUACCCAGAUAUUUAUACAUUUAGCUAAUGGUAUUAGCCAUAGAACACAAACUUUAAAUUUAAAUAUUUAA